Messenger RNA from Beta vulgaris subsp. vulgaris (sugar beet), 1335 nucleotides. RefSeq lists its product as hypothetical. The transcript has 4 exons. The record is from RefSeq and is a predicted model, not a curated record. The coding region runs from base 373 to 1212 and encodes 279 amino acids. NCBI's taxonomy places the organism in Eukaryota, Viridiplantae, Streptophyta, Magnoliopsida, Caryophyllales, Amaranthaceae.
AUCUUAUGUGCCCAUGAAUUGACAUCCACUAUACCAUUCUUGUAGAUAUUGGGAGAUCUAAAGGGAAUUUUAUCAUUUCCAUUUGAAGUUAUGCCAAUGUUUUGGUGUCCCACGUUACAUCUAAUAUGUUAGUUGUGUACAGUGUAUUAUAUUAUCUCAUAUCGUGGUUCGAACACAAUAACAAGGGAACUUUUUUUUUAAAAAAGAAAAUAGCGAGGAAAUUAAUGAGCCCCUUCGUCGUAUGAAAUAGCUUUAUUUUGGACUCUUUAAAUUCAAAAUUCAACUUUCUAAGAAUUAGCUAGACUCCUAUUCAAUACAUCUACACAUUAUUUACCGCAAAUACAUUAGCAGGUAACAGAGUUUCAGGAUAAAAUGGCUGGUGCAUUGGAGUUCCGCAAGGCUGACGAUGUUAUGAUCUUGUUGGACCAUGGCCAACUGCGUAACCUAGCCAGGAUACUAAGACUCCGAGAAGCGCCCCUCAUGUCGAAUCUCGGUUCGGAGGUGGAGCGCAUCAAAUACCUCGACCACGUCAAUGACGCUCAUGACAAACUGGUUGAUUUGGUGACCGCGUCCGAGCAACAUACACAAAGGUAUGAGCAACAGAACAAUCAAUUGAAGGCCGAGAUUGCCAAGGCCAUCGAAGAGUAUGUGGUCCUUGGUGCAAACUGGGCUAUGCAAUGUAUUCGAAAUGUUCUUAUGCGAUUGACCUGUGUCGAAAAGCUUAGGGACCAAUUCGAUGGCCUUGUUGUAGAGCUUGAGAAACUUGAUCAAAAUAACCAAAUUGAUGUUGAAGAUUUGGUUGAAAAAUUGAACAAGCUCAAGUAUUACAUGUGGGAGUACGCCAAUACUACUCGAAGUGAACAAGCCCGACGGAGGUCCCGUGAAUUUUCUGAGAGCUUGAUGAUGCAAGGAAGCACAGUUUCUUAUCUCCUCAGCAGAAAAGCGUCUCAGCUUGGAUUUAAACCAGAAUUUGAGGACUUGGAAGACCAACAAACGCUCCAGGUAUACAUGGCUAUCAUCAACGAAUCGAGAAGAGCUGAGCUCCCCGAUUUGUAUAAUAGUGACGCGAGAAAGCUGGGGAUCUUUAAAAAGAUCGAUAUAGCAAUGCUUGUGGUGAACUCAGCUGUAUUAGUGUGUGAUCUGUUUCAUGCUGGUGAAAAGCCCGAUGGCAUGGAAAUUGCCUUUAAUCUUACUAAUGGUCUUGAAGAUUAAUAACAUGAUCAUGCAAUUGUUAGAAGUGCUGAGAUUUGUAUUUACACAUAAAAUUUACCACCCACAUAUAUAUUUGUACUUCUUUUAUGUCGUAUAAUAAAGGAAUAUGAUGUUCCUCCCUAA